Messenger RNA from Fusarium vanettenii 77-13-4, 1443 nucleotides. RefSeq lists its product as uncharacterized. Gene Ontology annotation, biological process: negative regulation of transcription by RNA polymerase II. The record is from RefSeq and is a predicted model, not a curated record. The annotation marks the transcript as partial. The transcript is spliced from 8 exons. Gene Ontology annotation, cellular component: ESC/E(Z) complex. NCBI's taxonomy places the organism in Eukaryota, Fungi, Ascomycota, Sordariomycetes, Hypocreales, Nectriaceae. Gene Ontology annotation, molecular function: nucleosome binding; protein binding.
GAGUUCUUUGAUGUCAAGUUUUGUCCCUACCAACCCCUGGAUGCGAGCCCCGUGUUUGCCGCAGUCAGCAAAAAGCAUGUCGUCAUCUGCAGACUCAACCAAACCUCCAACGACACCACCCCUUGCGAGGUGUUGUCAGUGAUAAGAGAUGACGAUGUUGAGGCAUCCGCGUGCUGCUGCACAUGGACCAAAGAUCCCGUCACAGGGGCUCCCUAUCUUUGCAUCGGCGGAGUUGAUGCUAAAGUAAAGAUCUACGACAUUCUUAGCGGAAAGCUUUACAGGUGCUUCACUGGCCAUGGAGGUGACGUCAACGACUUGGUGACUUCGCCCGUCGACCCAUCUAUCAUCGCUUCAGCAUCGGGUGAUACAAGUGUCCGUGUCUGGAGUCUCGAUCCAGUUCACAGCAAGCGCCCAUGUCUCGUCAUUCUCGCUGGUGAAGGUCAUUCUUGGGAUCUCUUGAGUCUGGCAUUUCAUGACACUGGUCGCUAUAUUCUGUCUGCUGGUCAUGACCAAAUCAUCAAUAUGUGGACUCUUCCCGACCUUCCUACUGAACCUAUCACUACCCCCAUUCGCGUCCACUAUCCUCACUUCUCGACAUCAGCGGUGCAUAGUGGCAUCAUCGAUUGUGUGGCUUUUUAUGGCGAUUGUAUUUUAUCCAGAGCCUGCCACGACAACGUCAUUGCGCUCUGGAGGAUUGAGGGCUUUUCGUCCAAGAACCCUCCUCCGCCUCAGAGCUUAGCCCCUAUAGCUCAGACCACCGUUCCGACUAAUUACGACGAAGCCAGCCGACUCACACGAUCCGCCUUCGUGCCUACUAUAUCACCACAAUGCCCAUCCCAGUACACCAUGCUGCUACAAUUCCAUACCCCCAACUGUGGCCCGCAGUUCUUCAUGCGCUUCAAGCUGCAUUUCGUGCCCGGGCAGCACCCAGUCUUGGCCUUCUGCAACGCUGGCGGCAACGUCUUCUUCUGGGAUCUGGAGCGGCUGAUGGCGUACCGUGAGUUCAUGGAAGCACUGAAAGAUCCCGCUCGAGACAAGAGCAAGCCCCUACCCCAUCCCAGUUGGAUGAGACCUGUGACGCGUCGUAAGGCGGACGGGAAUAAAUCUCGACAUGGAGCCGUUGACAAGGAGACAUCGGUUGCCGGUCAAAGUGAUGGGGCUAAGUCAGCUGCGACUGAGGAGAUUGGCGAGUAUAAUGCCGAGACUCUGGAAACCUGGGCAUCUAGGUAUAGCCAGGAAGAUCCUCAUGAGCCUCUCAAGGCACACAAGACCGAGUCCUCAUCAGCCAACUUUGUGGGCAGACAGGCGGCGUGGAGUCCAGGAGGUGAGUGGUGUGUGGUUGUGGGUAGCUCGAACACGGCGUUGAUCCUCCAACGUUGGGCAACCAAGCCCGCGCCCAAGACCUCGGGGACGGCUCAUAAUACCCCGAAUCCAGACCAUUGA